UCCCGGCCUGGGCUGAGCCGCCGCCGCUGCGCCGGGCGGGAGCCGCGCUCCGGAGACUUCAUGAAGCCCCCGGUGCGGGACGCGGCCCGGACCGCGGGUGAGGAGGGCGCGGACAGCACUCCGCUCCUGCAGGGCGUCCGGAGGGUGGAAGCAGCUCCAGCAUGCUGCUCCACUCGUUACAACUUAGCAGUUCUGGCCUUUUUUGGCUUCUUCAUCCUCUAUGCCUUGCGCGUGAACCUGAGCGUCGCACUUGUGGACAUGGUGGACUCAAAUGUGACCGCGGCCGACAACAGGACAUCCCAGCCAUGCGUGGGCCACUCCACUCCUCUAACGGCGCUCCGUGAUCCGUCGGGUAAAAGGUACCAGUGGGAUGCAGAAACUCAAGGCUGGAUCCUCGGUGCCUUUUUUUACGGCUACAUCAUCACACAGAUUCCUGGAGGCUAUCUGGCCAGCAGAGUGGGGGGGAAGCUGCUGCUGGGGCUCGGGGUCCUGAGCACCGCCGUCUUCACCCUGUUCACCCCCGUGGCCGCGGAUGCCGGCGCUGGUGUUCUCAUCGCGCUCAGAGCGCUGGAAGGACUAGGAGAGGGUGUCACAUUUCCCGCCAUGCAUGCCAUGUGGUCUUCCUGGGCACCACCUCUUGAAAGAAGCAAGCUUCUUAGCAUUUCAUAUGCAGGAGCACAGCUUGGGACGGUAAUUUCUCUUCCUCUUUCUGGAGUAAUUUGCUUCUAUAUGAAUUGGACUUACAUCUUCUAUCUUUUUGGCAUAAUUGGAAUCAUUUGGUUUAUUUUAUGGAUCUGGUUAGUUAGUGAUACACCAGAAACCCACAAGACCAUCUCUCCCUGUGAAAAGGAAUACAUUCUUUCAUCCUUAAGAAACCAGCUCUCUUCACAGAAGUCCGUGCCCUGGAGCCCCAUGCUGAGAUCCCUGCCUCUUUGGGCUAUUGUAGUCGCACAUUUUUCUCACAACUGGACUUUUUACACUUUACUGACGUUACUGCCUACUUACAUGAAGGAGAUUCUAAGGUUUAAUGUUCAAGAGAAUGGGGUUUUAUCUGCACUGCCUUAUUUUGGCUGUUGGCUCUGUAUGAUCCUGUCUGGUCAAGCUGCUGACAAUUUAAGGGCAAAAUGGAAUUUUUCGACUAUAUGUGUUCGAAGAGUUUUUAGCCUUAUAGGAAUGGUGGGGACUGCGGUGUUUCUGGUAGCCGCGGGGUUUAUAGGCUGUGACUACUCCCUGGCUGUCGCAUUUCUCACUGUAUCGACGACCCUGGGGGGCUUCUGCUCCUCCGGAUUUAGCAUCAGCCACCUGGACAUCGCACCCUCGUAUGCCGGCAUCCUCCUCGGAAUCACAAACACGUUUGCCACCAUUCCAGGCAUGGUCGGGCCGGUCAUUGCCAAGAGUCUGACCCCUGACAACACUAUUGGAGAAUGGCAAACUGUUUUCUGUAUCGCUGCUGCUAUCGACAUAUUUGGUGCCAUUUUCUUCACGCUAUUCGCCAAAGGUGAAGUGCAAACCUGGGCUCUCAGUGAUCACCAUGGGCACAGAAACUAAAGGAACCCAUACACAAUCCCGUCUCUAUUAAUGUAUUAUAUUCAUCAUGUAACCUAAAAGUGCCUUUGCUCUUUUAAUGUGUAAGCAUUCUAUAUACAAGAAAAAAGUGUAUUAAAUUUUUAAGGCUCGUAGUCAUGAAAUGUCCCUAAUUGCCAGAUUAGUAAGAUCAGCUGUUUUUAAUUAUUAAUAAAUUGUAUGCUGGAAUUUACACUUUAGGGUCACCUAUCUGGCUGCAGUAUGAGGCAGGGGAGUUCUCUUUGUUUUUAAGGGCCGCACUUAAAGGUAUGAGUUUAACAAGGUAUCUGUUAAAACCAGAUAAUACUUCUCAGGUCUUGGUAAUUACCUGGUUUUUGUCCACUUUCCUCAUAAGAACUGUCAUCAGCAAUCCCUUACCCUUAGGUCUCAAACGAGCAUCUCCCUGGAGCUGCCCACCCAGAAGGGUUGGCCUGGCCCUGCUCCGAGGGAAGUCUGCCCGGCACGCUUUCCCAGCUUCCAUGGCAGUGCACAGCCUCCACCAGAGGCAGCCUCCACGGUCAGGGCCAGCGCCGGGCCUCGUCCCCUGGGGCUGUUAAUGUGCAGACGGAGCCCUGAGCAGGCAGGAGUGGUGAACCCCACAACUGUGGUCUUGGCGACUCACCACCUGCCACCAGGAACCUGCAGAAGCGCUGCCAGGAGGCCGCCAGUCAGGGCGUGCAGGAUUGAAACCACCUUCCCCCAUCACAGUGUGACCUCCCAAGUCCUGUGCUCCAUGAGCUACGCCAGAAUAAGAAUGUUUUAAUUCACACUUUUUCCCCAUCUGCCUACAUGUAAGCUUCUGGUUGCGGUUCAAGGCUAAGGUAACUUUCACUUGAUCACAUACCUACGACCAGUGGCGUGAUCAUCUUUACUGCUGGUUCCUGAAAUCAUAUUGUUCCAAUUUUUUUCCAUCUUCCAGUGGUUUUUGAGAAAGUUUUGAGGACACUUCUGUGAUUUAGAACUUGGUUUAUGUUUUGUUGUGUUUGUUCAACACUAGCUGUAACAUUUUAACUAAAACUCUUUAAUGUAACAUGAUGUGAAUACAUUUCUGUAAAUUUGUUAUUAAAUUUGUAAAUAGCUUUAAGUUGCUAUGGUGAUAUUGCUUUUAUAAAUCAUCAGAAUAAACCUUUUUGAAUUAGUUUUUGCACCUGA
This is a messenger RNA of Manis javanica (Malayan pangolin), 2715 nucleotides long. RefSeq names its product solute carrier family 17 member 5 (gene SLC17A5). The record is from RefSeq and is a predicted model, not a curated record. Gene Ontology annotation, cellular component: apical plasma membrane. Lineage: Eukaryota; Metazoa; Chordata; Mammalia; Pholidota; Manidae. Gene Ontology annotation, molecular function: transmembrane transporter activity. Gene Ontology annotation, biological process: transmembrane transport; monoatomic anion transport.